CGCACAAAAUCAUGCAUUGUCAGCUGUAGGCUUAUGUGAUUCGGACUUCAUUCACCACAGUAGUAGCCUAGAAUUUGAAUUUGUUUGUAAAAUGUUACUGUCCAUGGUCCUGCAGUACGCAUGUUUUCACAUAUCAUGGUUUUUAUUGAUAACUGCUGUGUUCAUAAGGGUAUUGUUAUUGUCACAACUCGUGUAUAAAGCAGAAGCUUUGACACUAAAUUCCCUAAUACUUGCGCCAAUGGAAAUGUGAAGGCUAGCCUACGCAUUUUCUUUUCCAAAACCUGAAACCUUCUGACACUUGAACAAUUUGGUUAUUAAGUUUCUGUGAAUCACAGUAAUGUAGGCUUAGCACAGAAAUUUUAUUAUUCCUAAUUGCUGAAAUUCGAACGCAAACACAUUGGGAUAUUGGUUUGUCUGCCUGUCCUCGUUUGCUUUCUCAUAUACUACAUAUUAGGACGCGAAAGAAUUACACUUUAAAUCGAAUACGAUUCACGCUAGACAUGUCCAAUAUUCAACAGAGAUUCUAACGAACCAGCCAGUACAAAACAAGUCUGAAAACCGAGCGAAGUGGGAGCGAGAUUUGCCAAGAGAUGCCGUUAAUGUAAUAUAUGUAAUUGGCGAGGUCAUGUGUUUCAGUAAUGCGAGAUUAUUAAGAUACAUUUUAAGAGGAUAACUCGCCAUUUGGUUUCUGUUCGUGGUUCUGGACACUGGAAUAGAUUGUAAAUAGCAUUAUUUAGGUGUAGCCAUGCUUUAUUACUUACUUGCUUACUUACUUGUUUGUCUAUUUUAAAAGCUGCCCUCAUCUAGCUGCCUUGUGUUGUGUGAACAGCUGCAGGAUCUGGCAUGAGAGCGAGAUAGUGUGUGUGCGCGCCUGUGUGCGCGAGAAUGCAUUCCUGUCGCCAAUAUGUGUAAUGGUGCCCAUAUAAGGACUUUAAAGGGCAGUCGAAGGUGGGAACUUUUAAUUACUGCGGGAUUCUUGUGUACCCCUGUCAUUGACACCCUAUAGCGUGCUGUUCGCUUAUUGGUCCUGCUCUGACUCUUUCUGUGGUUAUUGGCUUUCUUAACUUAUUUUUUGGAUUAUUUGCACAAGAUUUCUUUCUCGUCGGUCUGUUGUCAUAUUUGUGAAGCUUCUCUGUGUAAUAUCAUAUCACUGUUGAACAUGAACCGGUAGCCCUUUUCCUAUAUUUACAUCCUAUAUUUACUACAGUUUUUAGAUAGGAAAGCCGUACAUCUGAAAUAUGCUGAGAAAAGGCCUACAAGAAUAUUCAGUGAGUCAAUUCCGAUGUCAUUAAUUAAAGAGUCAUUCAAAGUGCAGUCGCCUUGAUUAAUGUCAUAUAUGUAGUCCUUUUAUCUAUCUAUUAUCCUGUUAUUACAAAAGAAUGCUUUAGACUGGAUAUUCUUAUGCAGAUUUUGCACAUUAGAGUUUUGUAACAAUGUCUUUCAAAUAGUUUUGUUGUUGUCAAGUAAGUGAUGCUUAUAGCUCAGUUUGUAAGAUAAUGUUCCAUUAAUGUGCAGCUUGUUUUGGAAAAUAUUUAAUGGACUUAAAAUUAUCAGAUUUAAGCAGAAAGCAAAUUCUUAUUGAGUGCUGUCCAUUUGAGUGACUGUACUUAGAUUAUAUGACCCAUUCAGGGGAAAAGCGGUUCUGUGUUUGCAUUUUGGAAAUACAAGUUGUUUCAUUGUAUUGCUCUGAAUGAUGCUAAUCACUUGUGUGGAAAGUCUUUUUUCUGAAGGGCAUUUGUGAUAUUGACACUGCAGCAAGAGUUGAUAUUGUUGAUUUUUUUUUUUUUUUUAGUUUGAUAAAUUCACAUGUAAAUAUUAGAAGUAAAUUCAAACACACUGAAACACACAGAUUAGUGUCAACUUAACAUAAAAGCUUUGAUAAAUAGUUCUACUGGCAUGGGAGCUACAGAGCAUGUGCAGAUGUAAUAGCAUAGGAAUGUCUGGUAGGGGGCACUGUUCUCAAAUUUAUCACUUGACAGAUUUUUGUCUCUUGUCACUCAAGAGUGGCUUCCUCUGAUUGGCUUGGCAAUCUGCAGUCCAACUGCGCAUCAAGUGUACUCCUCCCACAACAAUUUCUGCGCAGCUGGUGUGUGAUGUGAAUGGAGUGAAUGCCUACCGUUGGCAGAAUGUACUUGUCAUGCUGGUCUGCGGUCCCCACACUGACAGGAUAUGAAUGCAUUCCAAAUUCACAAAAUAAACGAAGGAUCUGGUAGAAAAUGGAUCUAAAAAAGGGGAGAAAAAGAAGCCUGGGAUGUAAGAUGGCCGGCACCAUGCUGGCAGUGAGUCUGAGAGUCUGAUGUUUUUUCUGAGUCACAGUCCUCUAGUCGCUUCCUCAAUAACUGUGGCUAAAUUUAAAGCAUCUCCAAGGACCUCUGUGCCCCGUAGUUAUUAUGUAUUAACUAUUUAAGGUGUCAGAUCACAAAUACGUGAUUAAGAUGUUCUUAACUGAACAUUCUAAUGCUGAUGUAACAAUCACAAUUGACGGUAGUGGAGUUCUAAAACGCUGACUUAGAGUUUUGAAAAAAACAUUCCAGAACACCUACUCUUCAAGGGGUUAAUAUCUUCCCCAGCAGCACUGUAGGCUGGUCUACCAUACUGCUCAUUGGUAUGAUGUGGGGCAAGCCAUCCAGGAAGCCCAUGGGGCAGGAAUGGGGAAAUAUUUGUUCGUUUAGAGGAGGCGUUUUUGUCGUUGCCCAUUUGUAGGCCUUCGGGGGGCCUGCUGUUUUUCAGGGUUCCCUGGCAGUGUUCCCUCUCUCCAGCCCGCUCGGCUAAUGGACUCUGCGCAGGAGUAGUUUUAUAUCAAACGCAAGCAGUGUACAGGAGCCUGGCUGGUGAUUGAUUCCAGAGAAGGCCUGAUUUUCAAUUGAAUUAUUGUAAUUAUACUAAAAGGAACGAAACUCUCAGGGGAUCAAUUUAUCCGUCUGUGCAGCCGAGUGAAUUAGGAGCUGCGUGAGCUGCUCGUUUCGUUUGCAGGGUUGAAUUUGGAGGAACUGCAGUGGGAUUCGGUUAAAUGUAAAGACGAAUGUUGCACUCUAUUUUUUUUUUUUUAAAUGAUAAAAAUAAAUCCUGAAUAUUAUUAUGAAAUAAGAAGUAUUGUUAUGCAAAUAUAAGAUAUUCUAGAAGACCCAAGAAACAGGGGUUCGGGUGGUUGAGCAUAAGCCUGCUGAGCAUUUGCGUUUACAAUAUUAAAUAGUAUUAUUACGGCAGAUUUAUUCUGUGUGUGAUAUACAUGAUUAUAAUAAUUAAUAAUGCUAAUAAUCCCAUUCUUCUUGGGUCUUAUAGAUGAUUUUAUAUUUGCAUAAUAAUGGCUUUUAUUUUUCAUAAAAUGCAGGAUUUAUUUUCGUCCUGCAUAUUAUAAAUGCAAAAUUGAACGUAAAAGAAGGAAACAUUGCACACACUGCCUGUGCGCUUCUGUCCCAGAAAUGCUUUGUUCUGCCUCCUCGUCUGGCACUGAAACAGCCUUGGAGCUCCAGGGGGCUCCGGUAUUGGCUGGCGUCCCUUUCCUAACCUCAUCAGAUUGGUUGUGACAGGAAGUGACACGUGAUUCUCAGCCUGCCGUUGGUUGGCCCUCGCCGGUCACUCAUGGGACCCUUCGUCUCCCACCUCCUCCUCCUCCUCCUCCUCCUCCUUAUUGCACUGAGAGCUGAGGGGUCCCCAUCCCGGAUCAGACUGCAUCCCCGUACCGAAAUCACAAGGCUAUGGCUGCUCUGCUGUGCGCUGCCAAAUGCAAGAAGCAAGGUAUCCCGCUGUGGGACAGGGGAGGGGGGUGGUUUGGUUGGGAUCCACAAUCCCAAGUGAACGACCUUCAUGAGGAAGGGAGGAACGCCAUCAACUCCCCCCUGCAGCCCUCCAACAUGACCCUGCUCCCCGAGGACACGAUGCUCGAGGAGAACGCGGAGCGUAGCAUGCUGGACCCCCAGUCCCGGGACUGUCCAAAAUUUAAAGAGCUGCAGAGGGUGCUGAUUGACUGGAUCAAUAAUGAGCUGGAGGAAGACAGGAUCAUCGUUAAAGACUUGGAGGAAGAUCUCUACGAUGGGCAGGUGCUGCAGAAGUUAUUCGAGAAACUAUCUGGGCGGAAGCUGAACGUUGCCGAGGUAACGCAGUCUGAGAUCGGGCAGAAGCAGAAGUUGCAGACGGUGCUGGAGGCGGUGAACGAGCUGCUCAGGCCCCACGGCUGGACCAUCGAGUGGAGCGUGGACUCCAUCCACACCAAGAACCUGGUGGCCAUUGUCUACCUGCUGGUGGCGCUAGUCAUGCACUUUCUGGCCCCGAUCCGCCUGCCGGAGCAGGUGUCUGUGCAGGUGGUGGUGGUCAAGAAAAAAGAAGGUGUCUUACAGACGUCCCACGUGACCAAGGAGCUGACCACAACCACAGAGAUGAUGAUGGGACGAUUUGAAAGAGAUGCUUUUGACACUUUGCUGGAUCAUGCACCUGACAAACUCAAUGUUGUCAAGAAGUCUCUCAUCACAUUCGUGAACAAACACCUAAACAAGCUGAACCUUGAGGUGACAGAACUGGAGUCACAGUUUGCAGACGGGGUGUACCUGGUGCUGCUGAUGGGGCUGCUGGAGGACUACUUUGUCCCUCUCUACAACUUCUACCUCACGCCUGAGACCUUUGAGCAGAAGGUUCACAAUGUGUCCUUUGCCUUUGAGUUGAUGCAGGAUGGAGGUCUGCGGAAACCCAAAGCUCGGCCUGAAGAUGUUGUUAACCUGAACCUGAAGUCCACCCUGAGGGUCCUGUACAACCUGUUCACCAACUACAAACAUGCAGAUUGAAGGCCACCAGUCACGGAACCUGCUGGUGGCUAAGGGCUGCAGGAAGCCACUAUCACCAGGGCAACGCACUGGAGGGAAAUAACUGGAGUUACAGUAAUGCCCCCCCCCCCCCCCCCCCCAAUUUUUUAAAUGUUUAUUUUAUCUUUUUUUACAAUGUCACAGCAAGUUUGUGUGCCAGAUCUUUGUUCCGUUAGCAUAACUAAGUGCCAACUGGGUCUGGUGAUGUGCUAGCAAGUACCAACUGGGGUGAUUUUAUUUUUUUUCUGUCACUGAAAAACCCUGUGUGAUCAGAAACAUUCACCAAAAAAAAUAGUUUUACUGACUAACACAACGGGGGGUCGGGGUGCAGUGGGUUAUGAUUUUGCACAAUACCAAAAGCUCCCAUGUGCUGAGAGCACUGUGAUGAAUAGGCACCUCAGGUUCCUCAUUCUUGUUUUGGUACAAGCUGCAAUUCUGAAAAUUUUACAGAGAGUACACUUUAUCACUAGCGAAUACAAAAAAAAACUGCCAGGAGUUAACCCCUUACUAUUGAAUGCCCUCCAGUACGCGCUAGCUUCUCAUUUAAUGGAAGUCAGAUUUAGGUGUGACACAGUGCCUUUUGAUGUUUAUGUAAUUUUAUAAAGUUUAAAAAAACCAUACAAAUGCAUAUUCCAUGUAAUAUAUUUAAACGCCUUUAAUGCGACUGAUAUAUUUUAUUCUACUGAACACGCUGCUGCCUGCUUUAAGCCGUUCAAAGAAAGUGUGCCAUGUUGUCAAGCCUAUGCCGUUAUGAACAAACUCUCUACUAUAUUCGCACUAGACUUGGCCACGCAGUCAUUGGCAGGUCUGUUAAAUAGUCAACUAAACGGAGGGACUGUUCAAUAAAAAACCAGGGAGCAACUAGAUAAUAUUUGAUUGAUGUGAGGUGAAACUCACUUUAUCAACAAGACUUUUAAAUGUGUUAAAAAGCCAUAUGAACAGAGAUUGCCUUUGCAUGUUUAAGAAAACCACACCGCAGGAUUGCCACACAACUGUGAAAACACAAUACAUGUUAAAAAGAAAAGAGAAAAAAAAACAUGCCAUUCACUUGUUUUCAGUGUUUCUAUAACUAAAUAAAAACCUAAACCACCAA
This is a messenger RNA of Anguilla anguilla (European eel), 5889 nucleotides long. Its product is annotated as beta-parvin-like. The transcript is spliced from 13 exons. Gene Ontology annotation, cellular component: lamellipodium; focal adhesion; cytoplasm. Gene Ontology annotation, biological process: actin cytoskeleton organization; substrate adhesion-dependent cell spreading; lamellipodium assembly. Gene Ontology annotation, molecular function: actin binding. NCBI's taxonomy places the organism in Eukaryota, Metazoa, Chordata, Actinopteri, Anguilliformes, Anguillidae. The record is from RefSeq and is a predicted model, not a curated record. The coding region runs from base 3699 to 4778 and encodes 359 amino acids.